AACCAGCUAAGACAUGUUAGUCACUUAUCAUUCAAAGCCUCCUAAAAAAUAAGCCUAAAGACUAGGAUCGGGCAAAUAAAUUCUAAACUUUGAGUAACAAUUUAGACCAAAGGGAAUAAAAAUUAGCAGUGACCGAUGGCUUCCCAGAAGAAAGUGAUCGUUGUAGAAUCGAAAAGCCUAUUUGACAAGAUGCUCGAGGAUGCAGGACCCAAUAGACACAUCCUUGUCGAGUUUUUUGCCACUUGGUGUGGUCCAUGUGCGAUGAUUGGUCCACGAUUGGAACAAUUGGCGGUGGAAUACAAUAACAGAAUGAUCGUCAUGAAGAUCGACGUGGACGAGAAUGAGGAACUGGCCUUGCAGUACGAGAUUAACAGUAUGCCGACUUUUUUGAUUAUCAAGAAUCGUGUGACCCUCGUCCAGUUCGUGGGUAGCAAUGUGAGUAAAGUGGUCAGCACAGUGGAAAAAUAUGUGGGCAAGCCGGACGAAGUUAAGGACGCUAAAGGGAAAGCGGCCGAAGGAUCAGGGCCUCAAACUGUUGCCAAACUGUAACGAUCUCUGGAAAAUGUUUCUUCGAAAGGGUUUUUUAGUCAGGUCAUCUGCUGUAAUCAUCAAAAUUAAAUUGUGUAGAACGUUCUA
This is a messenger RNA of Drosophila bipectinata, 636 nucleotides long. Its product is annotated as thioredoxin-2. Gene Ontology annotation, cellular component: cytosol. Lineage: Eukaryota; Metazoa; Arthropoda; Insecta; Diptera; Drosophilidae. The record is from RefSeq and is a predicted model, not a curated record. Gene Ontology annotation, molecular function: protein-disulfide reductase activity.